Corylus avellana is the source of this 749-nucleotide messenger RNA. The record is from RefSeq and is a predicted model, not a curated record. Lineage: Eukaryota; Viridiplantae; Streptophyta; Magnoliopsida; Fagales; Betulaceae.
UUCCCGUCCUCUUUCUCUCUCAAAACCUUUGAUUUUUCCUCGAAAAAUCAGCCGGUUCUCUCAAAAGCUUUGAUUUUGAUUAUGGGUGGUGUUGCUGUUCCCAAUCAUCAAGUUUGUAUGAAAGAAGCUUUCUGGCGGAAACCCCUAAUAACUCCGAGUCGCAAGAAGAAACCUCGGAGGAGCCAUAAUGCUCCUUCUUCUAACUGUACGCAGCACAGCCACACGAAGAAGAUCCCCUCGCGGCGCAUGAAUACCACCGCGUCGUCUCCGGCUCAGAAAGCAUCGCCGUUGAAGAACCUCGUGGUGGGCCAGGUGAAGAUUUUAAAGCGCGGUGAAGAGCUGACCGUAACGUCGGCGGAUAAGGAGAACCGUGGGGAGCCGAAUCUGGAUCUGGGCUUGAAGGAGCGGCUGGGUCCGGAUCCGACGGCGGUACCCGUCAUGUUCUACGCCGGGCCUUCUACAUUUGCGUCUCCGCUUCCGAGUUCGCUUCCUCUACCGACGUUCUUCACGAAGAAGUGUGCUUUUCCGAAAACCGAUGAUGUCGCGACGUAGGAUUCUACGGAUUGAAGAGCUCGAUUACUCUAUACGAAAGAGUAAUUUCACGAAGGACAGCAAUUCAUAGUAUUGGAACAGAGCAUUCUCGGUUUGAAUUCAUAACUUGAAUUCAAAUAGUACAGAUUAUAGAUAAUUGUACAUUCAACUUUCAAAAUUCAAAUAUUGUAAUUCUGUAAUUUAACAUCUAUAUAUGA